Molecule: messenger RNA, 8584 nt
Organism: Haplochromis burtoni (Burton's mouthbrooder)
Lineage: Eukaryota; Metazoa; Chordata; Actinopteri; Cichliformes; Cichlidae
Product: nuclear receptor subfamily 6 group A member 1-A
Exons: 9
Coding region: 2214-3569 (451 amino acids)
Biological process (GO): regulation of DNA-templated transcription
Molecular function (GO): DNA-binding transcription factor activity; zinc ion binding; sequence-specific DNA binding
Source: RefSeq, a predicted model, not a curated record
AGGUAGCGCCUCCCUCCUCGUGACCACAGAUAGGGCGCUCGGCGCUGUUUUGUCUCCCAUUGACUUCAAGGUUAAAGGCAACAGGGGUCAUUAUGCUGUGGGAGGAUAACUGCUAAGGUCAAGGGUGACACGUGGUACAUCCCUCCCCCACUGCACGGCGCAGGUUUGAUUUGUCAUCAGUAUCGAGCUGAUUCCACUUGGAGUAAAAAUAUUGUGUACCAACACAGCCUGUGUCUGUUAGCAUUCAAGUUCUUCUUCCUGCCGAGGAGACGCUGUGUGCUGCUGUGUUUCCUGUGCGUAACCUUUGAAAAUGUCUCUUAAGCAGGACUAUAAAAGUAAAUAAAGGGUUGCUAUGAGAACAAAGGUUUUAUCUUGUCAGCUCCACAAAAUCUGCAGCAAAAAUCUGCACGUGUAAAAUUUGCAGGUUAAGGAUGGUUUUCUCUACGUUUGUCCCCUGGUGAAGAAUUUUAAUCCUCGAACGUGCAUGUACAAAUAUACUGGUCAGGUGCACAGCUGUGUUUGAUAUCCAGCAGACGACACACUUUAGGUUUUCUCUCUCUCUUCUUGACAGAUUCAGUUAGAUUUUGGGUUUGUUGCCCAACCAGUGUUACUGUAACACACAGAUAUUCUUACACAUUAUCAAACUGUGUAGUGAUUCAGUUGAUGGAACCAUGAAUUCUGCUCUCUGAAGGGAGAAGUUUGGGCGUCAGUUCGUCAUCCGCUCGCUCACCUCUGACUAACUGAAGCGUUUGGAGCGCUCGUACCAGUGUCUGGACUUGAAUCAGACUGAGAUGCUUUGCGAUGAAUUUUAUAGGCCGUUCAUGCCUGAAAACCCUCCAGCUGGAUCAGUCAGUUACUUUUUCAUACCUUAGAGUAACUUAAAAUAAAAACUGCAUUUUGUUUUUACUCUGGUUAUUUCUAACGUUACAAUUUGUUUGAUGAUCUGAAACAUUUAGGUUCAACAAAUAUGCAGAGAAAUAAAUCCUCACGAGGCAAAUGCUCCUUUUUGGUUCACAGCCGAUCAGCAGAUUCUGAAAUACUCAGAGCAACAAUUAAGUAACACGUUGUGAUGCUUGAACUUCAGCAGGUCAUCCAGAGAAGAAGAGCUCAGCCCACAGUGGAUUUUGGGGCUGAUAACAGGGACGGAUGCGUUAGGCCUCCUGUGAUAUGGGCGCUUACUUCAUGAGAGCAGUGGUCCUAUUAUUAGGAUAUCUAUAGAAGAUUUGGAGAGGAAAAUGUAAGAAUGAUCAUUUAAAAACAUCUGUAAAUGUUUUACUUUUUCCCAAAUGAAUUAAAUUCUAAAAACAAAUUUUAAAUGAUCGAUUACUGUCGCCCGUGCUUUCUCUUUGGACAGCUCCAGUUAAUCUAACUGGUUUUCAGUGCUGCUAACGUGGUUUGGUUGACUUCUAAUGGUAAGGAAGGCCAACAUGGAGCUGGGAUGUUGCAGCUCUCACCAGGGUGUUUGUUUAAACUCCUGCUGACCCUGCUAAAUGACUCAUAAUCAGAUAAUAAAUAUUUCCACCGUGUUGUGAAAUCAGUAAGCAGAACCUGGCUCCUGGUUGCCAUCCUUACUCUAAUCCACGCAGCAUUAGUGAGGUUUAGAGGUCGGACGGGCAGCUUCAGCAUGAAAACAUGUGGAAGGUGGGAACGUGCAGGAGCACAAAGUGUCUCCGUGCGCUGCUGUUUGGCUUCCUGCUGUGCUCACUUUGUAACCAAGCAAGGUGUGAAUCUUUAACCUGUUCGCUGAGCGCUUCAGUUAGUUAAUGUCAUUGUGUUUUGCCAGCUUGAACCUGUGUUUAUGCUAGGGCAUGCACGUCCUCCUCCCAAGUGCCAGAGGCGCAGUUAAAGGGGAGGCUAAUUUGGGUGUGAGGGCUGGGAAGAAAGGGCGGGGGCAGCAUUGUUGAACGCCAGUGAAAAUAGGACUAUCAUUUCCACUCAGAUAACCCCUGGCUGUCAUUGGACCACAAGCCAAGCGGUGACCCCGGGGGCUUGAACUCUUGCCGGUCAUGUGACCAGGCAGUAAAGUGACCAGUGCUGAUCUCUCUGCGGUCAGAGAGGGGCAGGCUGUCGAGGAAAGAGGUUGGUGGGGGAGAGAACAGAGGAGCCGGGCAGAGAAAGAAACCGAGAGCAAUGUGGAGAGCAGGCCCAGUGGCUUUUUCCUUUAGCAGAGUCCAUGCUUGAAUGGGGUCCAGGCAGACUGGGAGAAGCAUGAAAUGGACACAUGGGAAGAUGAUCCAACUGACCAGCGUACUUGCCUUAUCUGUGGAGAUCGCGCCACAGGCCUGCACUAUGGCAUCAUCUCCUGCGAGGGCUGCAAGGGCUUCUUCAAGCGCAGCAUCUGCAACAAGCGCGUGUACCGCUGCAGCCGGGACAAAAACUGCGAGAUGUCACGCAAGCAGCGCAACCGCUGCCAGUACUGCCGCCUGCUUAAGUGCCUUCAGAUGGGGAUGAACCGUAAAGCAAUCAGAGAGGACGGCAUGCCUGGAGGGAGGAACAAAAGCAUUGGACCUGUGCAGAUAACGGAGGAGGAGAUCGAGCGGAUCAUGUCGGGCCAGGAGUUCAAGGAGGACGCCCCGGAGCACACCUGGGGCAACAACGGCGACAGCGACCACAGCUCGCCAAGCAACGGCGCCUCAGAGGGCAACCAGCCGUCGCCUGCCUCCACUCUGUCGUCCAAUCGCUCCGCUGAAAUGAACGGCUACACGGCAGCCCUGCGGGACCAGUACAUUAACACCUCCAUGCCCACGCAUUACCAGCUCUUGCCUCACCUGUUCAGCUACGCCGCCCAGUCUGGCCUGCUGGCCUCUCAGCCCCGCAACCUCUACCCACAGCCCCACCCUCUGGUGCAGCAGCUGGUGGCUGCUGAAGAGCUGGCCCCCCUGACCACUCCAAUGCUUAUAGAAGAAGAGUACAAGGUAACACAAGUGGAGCUGUUUGCUCUGCUGUGCCGUCUGGCAGACGAGCUGCUUUUCCGCCAGAUCUCCUGGAUCAAGAAGCUGCCCUUCUUCUGUGAGCUCUCCAUAGAGGACUACACCUGCCUGCUCAGCUCCACCUGGCAGGAGCUCAUCCUGCUCUCCUGCCUCACUAUCUACAGUGGCCAGAUCUUUGGAGAGCUGGCCGACAUCACAGCAAAGUACACGCCAUCUGACGACGAGCUUCAGGGAUUCAGCGAGGAUGGGAUGGAAGUAAUGGAGAGGUUGAUCAUUCUGUUUCGCAAACUCCACCAGUUAAAGAUCAGCAAUGAGGAGUACGCCUGUAUGAAAACCAUCAACUUCCUCAAUCAAGAUAUCAGAGGACUGUCCAGCAUCUCCCAGCUUGAGCAGCUGAAUAAACGCUACUGGUGUGUGUGUCAGGACUACAUUGAGUCCAAGUACCCACUGCAGCCUAAACGCUUCCCUGAGAUCAUGAUGUGCCUGCCGGACAUCCGCUGCAUCUCAACAAAGCUGGUGAACGUCCCUCUGGAGCAGCUCCCCCUGCUGUUCAAAGCAGUCUUGCACUCCUGCAAAUCCAGCCUGACCAGCUACAGGACCGGCCCGUCGCCCUGCGUGACCGCCUCCACCGGAAACUAAACCCUCCCCGACACCCGAGUCGAGGACUGGUCUCCCCUCUCGUGAAUGUGACAAGCAGCUAGUUUGUUUUUUGUAACUUUUUUCUUUAUAUAUUUAUUACACGACAGAGCUGAAUGUAUGCUGAUUUACACUGUGCACAUGCUUCUGUACAAAACAAAUGCUCGUAGAUGCAUUGGUCUUUGGAGUUUACAAGCGUGUAUCCAUUUUGCUCCAUGUGUCAGUGUUGCCAUUGUUAGAGCUAGACUUUAAAAGAGUUUAUUUUAUACAGAUGGGGCGCCUUGGCACGCGCGACGAGUGUUUUGAGACUACCUCAGGAAGAUGUUGUUGCUAUUUUCAGGUACCUUUUCUUACUGUUAAAUGAAGAGUUGCCCAGUCUAAACCAAAACCCUGUGGAUGCUUUGGUACCUCAAUCAGAGAUGAAUGUUCAAAGAAGCUGCAUAAAUCAGUCUGAAAAACAGUUUUUUGUUACACUGAAAAUGCAAAAUGAAUUAGCAAAAGUACUCAGACAUCCUGCUUUUAGGAGGCGGUCUUGUCAAUUUAACAUUCCAUGAGUUAAGGUGGCUGUUGUUGGAUCUGUGGGAUCAUCGAAUAGGAGCAUACGGGUAUUUUUUAACAAUCAUAGACUAGGGAUGUAUGGCUUUAUUGCAGGGGAAGGGGCGGAUAGCUAGGUUUGCUGUUUUUCUUUUUAUUAUGUUUCUCUCUUGACCAAAGUGUUAUGCAAAGAUUAUAUCAAGCGCUCGCUGAUGGGUAGGGAGCUGACAGCUCAACAAAACCCUUUUCUUAUCCAUGAAGGACGAGGAUAAGAAAUGAAUCAGUCUGUUUCAGAGGCAAGACGCUCUGCAGGACAGAAAAGUUCCACGUUUCAUUGCAAACACGCGCGUUUUGUCGCGUGCACACAUAUGCACAGAGCAGACACGAUGGCUCUCAUUUUGUGCUCUUCAUUGCCAAGGAAGAUGGUGCAUUUUCGCCUGCUCUCGACACAGCUGGGUAUAUGUGAUUAAAAAUGUGCGAGCUUCACGGGUGACACACACCGAUCAGCCACAACGUUGAAAUAUCGGGGAGGUUUCUGAUGUGUUGGCACAUUUGGGUCUGUCAGCUGGUCUGUGCUCUCUGGCGGUGGGUCGCGUCACGGAUAACGCUUCCUGCAGGUUGAAUUUUGAGCUUGAUUCAAUUUGAGGACUUUGGAGAGCAGGUGAACAAACCACGCUUUCCCCUAGUCCUGAGGGAGACCGCUGGUACUGGGGCACGCCAUCAUUUUUAACAAACACCACAUUACUGAUUACCCAAGGUUAGGGUUGGGUUUUUGCUUUACUCACAAUGGAAACGGGCCCAUAAAUUUUCAUUUGAAUAAAUUUUAGCCUUGGGGAAGGAUUUUUAUUUGGGUGGUUGGAUGUUAUUGUAACCCUAACCCUAUAUGGGUUGGCUCCACAUUAACCCCAGCACGCUCGAGCUCUCCCAGCAGAGCUUUGCAUAGUAACAAGGUAACGAUUACUGGUCACUUCAGCUGUCCGGGGUUUUGAUGUUGUGGCUGCUUGGUGUUGCCCAUCUUAGUGGAACCCACUGAAACCAGCCAUUUAAAAGAAUCAGUGUUUAUUGAUCCAUCCGUUUUGCUUAAGAGUUCAUUUCGAUUUUUCAAAACAGUUGUUGAAUUUCAAAGUUCUAUCGGCCAGUUUUGAAGGGCAAUCAAACGUUUUUAGAUGUAGAAUGUAAAUCAGACCACACUUGGUUUCCACGGGCAUCAGGCCGCGUGGACAUCCAGGUACGGUCCGACUGUUUUUAAAUGAGAUGAAAGUGAAAAUAUCAUUUAUGCAGAACUGGCUUAAAGUUGAACGUCUAAUCGCUUUAAUCCAGCCGUAAGUGGACUCGGUGUGAUCGGCUAGGGCUUUACCUCAAUCAGUUUAGGCCAGGUUUGGAGAAUUUUAGGGGAUAUACCCCUGGCUUGCAUACCCACAGAUAUGCACGCCGUUUUAAAAAGUGUAGCCACAGAGAAAUGGUCUUUAUUUUUAAAGUGUGAGAUUAUCAUUUCUGACCACUUGAAGUGUCUUUUCUGGCCAUUUCACCAUUUGCGUCAUUUGAAAUGCAGACAAAGUGCAGUCCCCGCAACCACUCCCUUUUUUGCACACGACAGUGAGGUUUGGAGACCUUAACCCUUGUUCUUGGCCACUGCCCACCCAAUGUGUUCCUCUCUCAGGUCCCUGCUGACCUGGAUAUAUACAGGGUAAAGUGAGUGUUAUGUAUUGCAUUCAGGAGUUCGUCAGUGACCACACUGAUGUACUUGUAGUAUUAGUAGAUGUAGCUUCCAGGACAUUGUAGGUCCUGUUGUAGAAAGGUGUUUUUGUUUUUUGUUGUUUCAACUUUAUUUCCCUCACAGUCCCCACCCCACCCACACUCCCCUUCAGUGAAAGUGGAAUUAGUUUGCAGGGCAGGUUUUCCAAAGCUCUCGGCAUUGAUGACGGACGAAGCAAAAGGCAGCGGCAUCUUUCCGAUGUCACGGCUUCCCUCCCGUCGUGCGCAGCCUAACGAAACCACAGCCCAAUCCAGCGUUCCUUGUAAUGCUUCAGUUAGCCUCUUUUGAUUUUUUUGAAUGCUUUAAUGUACCUUUUGUAGUUUAUAAUUAAGAAUGUCUUUUUAGCUUUUUUGGGUUUGAUUUGGAGUGAAGACAACACCUAUCAUUUUCUAAACUUUGGCUGAUUUCUUCAUUGUUGUUGUUGACGUUCACUUGUUCACUGUGUUCAUUAAAGAAAGUGUUACUCAGGCUUUGUCAGCAAUGCUUUACGUGCACGCUGCUGACAUUUUGGAUCUGUUUGCGUAAUCUUGGAAUAAGUUUAAACCUCAAAUGUUGUGCUGUGGCGCCGUCUCUGGAGACAAAAGCCUCGUGUUCAUCCAUCAGGUGACCAGCACACCACACGGGGGCAGGGUUACGUUUGAGCCAGGUGCCCGACGAGCACAGUUUGAUAAACUCUUAGGUUUCAAAGUUAAUCUUUGGGUGGAAUAGAUGUGAACCUCACCGUUACCAUGGUAACCAGGUUACCAUGCACGCGAUCGCCAGUGAUCCACUUGGGUCCACAUGUUCAGAAAGUCUAAGAUGUUUAAAUUCUUCAGUUUUGUUUCAGGUUGUAUAAAAACAGCUCGACCGAACCCUGAUCCUCCUCGCGUCGCUGGCUAACUGCUGGAUGUUCAGAUUUUGCAGAGAUGAACAAAACCAUUUAAUGUUGCCUUUAGCGGCGCUGAAAGGUUUGGCUUUUAGCUUGAGAUAGCUGCCUCCCUCCCAAACAACUGAUAGUGUUAUGUUUUUAAAAAACAUACAUGUAGAGGCAGCAUUCCUCCACAUGUAUUAACUGAAAACAUUAAACCAAACUAUCUGACAAGAUUACAUUAUCGUGUCGUUUUGGUGAACCGACCCUUUAGAUCACAGUAUCUCAGGACACUUCUGUGUACCGAAGGUCUCACUGUGAUGAAACGGUUCAGAUCCCCUCAAACGCUGCUCAGAGAGCCUGUCAGGCUGUCCCGUGUCUGUGCAGCACUGCCAGAAAAACAGCAAAAUGACUGGAGGAAUGCACUGAACAUCACACUGAGAUCUGACAGCGCAGCAGGAUCUGAGGGGUUUCUCCUUUAAUGUGAUGCCAAACUGUCUGCUUAUCAGCGGUGAAUCCCACCUUUGCUGGCAGCACUCGCACUUGUUCAAUGUUACAGUUUGCUACACACACGCUGGUGUCUUUUUUCACUUCCUGUUUGUAUUGGUUGUGUGCAGACAAAGGGAUGUGCCAUUUCUAAACUACCUCUGUAUUUUUCACACUGUUACUAAUGUUCAUUACACCAAUGUUUUUUAUGAGUUGACCUUACAUGUGAACCACCAACACUUGUUUUCUUCUUCGUAGCCUUGUAUUCCUCUCUACCUCAGGUACUUUUAGGGACCCUCUUCCUCCUUUGUUUCCUAAUGUGCUGUUUCAUGUUAAAUUAGCAUCAUCUUAUAUUUCACUCCUACCCUGUUAUCAAAAAUCACAUACCAAAGAUGAACGAAUGUCAAUGACAAUGUCAGUGCACUGAUUAAGCAUUCAUGUGUUAUGUUCUGGCUGAAGUUAACCAGUGUUGCAUUUUUCCAUGUUGACCUUAUCCAAAUAUGCCUCAUUAUCUGUUGAAUUUGCUGUAUUCGCCAUACCAUGAUAAUCCUGUGUGCGCAUGCACGUGCGUGUUUGUUGUUCGUUGGUGAAGCAGAGAACACACUCAGUAUUAUCCCACAGCAGCCGGUGCUGCAUGUGAUCAGUUGUCAAUCGCAGGAUGUAACUGUGCUCAGGCUGACUCUUCCUCCGGUUUGCUCACUCGUGUAACCGUAACACUGUGACCACAGAUGGACAGACGGCUGUGGUGUGAGCACUGGGGCUGGACACACACCCAGGCUCCGCCUUUAAAGUCGCUGUCCUGCUGUUAAAUCUUUAACGCCAUCAACUUAUUUGUAAGUGAGAUGUUCAAAAGACUCAUGUUCCUACAGAAACAGCUUGUAUUCACCACACUUUCUAUAUAACGCUCGUCCACUCCCUUUAGUUUUCAUCUGAGAACAGCCAGUGGGUGUGGCUUCUAAACCAGAGCCAGAGAUGACCAUAUUAGGGAUUCCUGUUCAAACUGACUUCAUACAUGUUGGUGGGCCUGGAGCAUUGUGUUUUUAUGCAGACGCACACACAAAUAGACAUUUCGGCCCAUAUUGCUUGUCCUGGAUGGAGCUCCAUCCCCUAAUUCCCUGUAACUGACAACACUAUAGACAGAACAGCAGGUGUCCAGCUGUCAGAGCUUUGUUACAGGCACACGAGGAGCACACCGGCAACAUAUCUCAGGGAACAAACAGAUUCAUACACGGUCAUCAGAAACUGAAACGCCAUUUCUGUCUUUUCUCUUCAGAAAUCUCUUGUCUGCUCUUGUUACUUUAACUACCUGUGAAGAAUGUGAUCCAUUAUGUGUUAAAAGCAUGUUUAGAAUGUGUUAGGACUUGAAACAAAAUAAAUGUGAACAUUAUGCAAGUG